Molecule: messenger RNA, 525 nt
Organism: Exophiala aquamarina CBS 119918
Lineage: Eukaryota; Fungi; Ascomycota; Eurotiomycetes; Chaetothyriales; Herpotrichiellaceae
Exons: 1
Coding region: 1-525 (174 amino acids)
Cellular component (GO): nucleus; cytoplasm
Molecular function (GO): protein tyrosine phosphatase activity
Source: RefSeq, a predicted model, not a curated record
AUGGCCUCUUCCAAACCCACCAUCACCCUCUCAUCCCUCACGCAAUUACAUCCCACAACCCUUGCCCCUCUGAUACUAGACCCGGAACAGUGUUCCAAGCUGGCCGUGAUUGACGUGCGCGACGAAGAUCAUGUCGGAGGAAGCAUCAACGGGAGCACAUGGAUACCAAUCCACCAACUAGACGUCCGGAUGCCCGAGCUACUGAGGACAUUGAAAGACAAGGAAAAGGUCGUGUUUCACUGCAUGCUAAGUCAACAGAGAGGACCCAAGGCUGCUCUGAUGUACGCGAGAGCUAAACAGAGGGCUGAAGAUAAAGCUCUUGCUGAGGCCGCCAAAGUUGCUGCGCAAGAGAAGGCCUCCCAGAAACCCGAUGAGGACGGUGAUGAUGUCUCCAAGAAGAACAACCAAGGAACAAAGCCUGAGCAGCAGGUAUGUGUUCUCGAGGGUGGCUUUGGUUCGUGGCAGGCGCGCUACGGAGAGGACCCUCGCCUCACAGCGGACUAUGUAGCGGACAUAUGGCUGUGA